Messenger RNA from Funneliformis mosseae, 603 nucleotides. The record is from the annotation of a GenBank genome assembly. NCBI's taxonomy places the organism in Eukaryota, Fungi, Glomeromycota, Glomeromycetes, Glomerales, Glomeraceae.
AUGUCGGAAAUCAAUGAUAAUAUUUCUUCAAAUGAAACUUAUGAACAAGAAUUUUCAGCCUCUAAACCAAAUACUGCCCCAAUUCCUAUACAAUAUGAUAAUUCUACUUCGAUUGGAUCAAUUUCAUCAAUACUUAAAGAUCAAUUACCUUCCACCACUUCUGUAGUUAGCAAUUGGGCACCUUCUUCUUUUGGUUCUAUAACUACUAUCGAUCAAUUUUUUAUUAAUCCUAAAAGAUCUUCUAGUUCUAGUAUAAAUUGGCUUGGUAUGGCGAGCGGAAGUAGUAUUUAUUCCCCGGAUCCAGUUGUUCAAGGUGCGAAUUUGAAGGAAAAAGUCAAAAAAGCUUGUGUAGACUUGGAAACAUAUAUUCGUCAAUUAUAUAAUGAUUCUUCUCUCGGAUUAUAUCAUAUGAGUGAACAUAUUCGUAAAAGAGUACCGCAAAUUGUGGACGAAAAGGUUGAAAUUACAAUAGAAGAUAUGAAAGAUUCUUGUGAAAUGGUAGAAUCUAUGCCAAAAAUUCCUUGCUUUAAUAAUAUUAAUGAAAUGCUAAAGAGCACGUUAGCAAUUGUUGAAGCUGCUAAAAUUAAAGAAAAGAAAACAUAA